AUGACCUUCAUGAGGCCUGCAUGUGAUGACAGCGGCCGACGCAGUAGUUCGCAGGAACGCUUCCACCGACCCAGCUUGACCCUCGAGCGAACCCGCACACCCUACCAUCUCAAGGCCGAGAGCCUGGGCAAACCGAUCGGCCUGUCUACUUUCUCUGCACCGGAUGGAAGCGCUUCAUCAGCCCGCAGCCGCUCCGAGUCGAGCGAGAGUGGCACAGAGGCGGACGACGAAAGGGGGCCUCUUCUGAAAAGUCUUCCGGCGCCGCCCCUGCGCAUGAGAAAGGGCCUGCGUGGAGCCUCGCCUGCUGCCUUGACCCCGUCCGCCAGUCCCUUGUCGACUCCUCCCGCAUUCGUCGAAGCGCGAGAGUUUGAAUACUUCGGCACUCCUCGGAAGACGGCAAGGAAGAUCCCACAGCCCCAGAAGAAUGGCAAGGACUUUGAAGCGUACAAGGCUCGAAAACGGAGAGAGAUUGUGCGGAGAUGUGUCGAGACCGUGCUCCUCGGGGCCAUUGGUGGCAUAAUUUGGACGAGCGCAAGAGAGUCGCCUGAGAUAUCGGACUGGAAGAGCGAGCUGCUGGCAUACCUGCUUCUCCCUCCCGUGACAUAUCUCACUGUUCCUGUUCGCUUGGCCUUCCGCGCCCUCGCUGCAGGGAAAUCAAUCCUACAGGCGGUUCGUCUGGGGUUUCAUAUCCCUUCUCGGUUUGACCCGGGACCUUUGUUGUACCCGGUCGUCUUGCCAGUCCUCAUCGCUCUGUCGUUGUUCCAACGAUGCCAUACAUUUCUUCCGGUGGCCAUUGUGUGUGGGCUGUCUUCAAUUCCUCCGACCAUCACCGCAACACCACGAGUCAGGGCGAUGGGCUACUAUGCUCACUGGCUGAUGACGAUAUUCCCACUUCACGCCUCUCGGUUACGAUCUCCUCACGAAUACCUCCAUAAACCAAUGUCUUUGAGACUAAACAACGAGGGCUUGUUGCAGCAGGACGACUUGACAUUGUUGUACCCACUUCAUCAGUCGCUGAUGACUGUCCUCGGUUACCUGACGACUUCGAGUCUCGACAUUGCCGAACUCAGAUUGUUGUCAGCCGCCUUAAUUCACCUUUUUCUAUUCGCAAGAACCCCACAGGCAGAAAUUCUGAAAGCCAUGUUAUGGCUCGGGGGUCUAUGCAUCUUCAUCACAUGUAGGAGGAUUCUGGCUUGGGAGGUCGCCCUUGCACGAGUACCAACCUGGAAACUUCUACGGAAACGUCCUAGACCUGGACUUAUUUCACAUGUUGAUCAAGCCAUCUGUGUUGUCUUGAUGCGUGGGCACCUCCGCUCCAGGCGGCGUGAGUCAUCCGACAGCGAUUCUGAACAACUUCCGCUCCCGCCCAUUUCUACAGGGAAAUCCACGUUGCGACUCAACAUCAAUGGGAGAGCGUCCGAGGCUCCGAUUGACGAGCCGUUGUCUGCAAUGGAACCUUCCAGCCAGAGGACAGCAUUCCCAGAUGAGCCCGUCCUUCCGACAACCCCUCGACGGAACACAUUCACAGUGUUUGACCGGAUAGCUAGAAUUAAACAGUCUUCGGCGAGGAAGAAAAUGAGGACACCUCUUGCAGGCCCGUCUAACGUCUUCCUGUCCUUCACCAUAGAGCAGGCUCGAGUGCGCAAGUACGCGUACGCAGCAACUGCGUACUUGUGCGUAUCGGCCACAAUACUAGGGCCUGUUCGACUCUAUGUUGGCAACAGAGCCUUAUCUGGCCAUGAGCCCUUUGGAUGGGCUAUCGGCUACCUAUUCGGAAACAUUUCGAAAUUCAGGUUUUGGGUGGUCAGCAAUAAUCUCGAGAGAUGGAUAUGUCUUCCUGCUCGAGUGUCCGGAGACGCCGCACCCGAUUCUUCUUUCUCGAUCGAAUACAUUCGCCAAAACAUUUUCGGGCCAGCAAAUACUCGCCUUCUGAUCUGCGGAUACUGCAUAGCCGUGUUGUUCGUGGGUAUUUUUGCAGUACUCCGCCUAACCUCUGUUGUCGAAGUUGAUACCAGACGGAAAGUAUUUCACGGCAUCAUGGUUGCGAUGCUUCUACCUACUAUUUUCGUGGAUCCGUGCUUUAUUGCUUUGGCGCUGAGUCUGGUGUUGGCCGUGUUUCUUUUACUGGACCUGUUUCGAGCUUCACAGCUUCCUCCGAUGUCAAAACCACUCACAACGUUUCUGGCUCCAUACGUGGAUGGACGUGACUAUCGUGGCCCAGUCAUCGUUUCGCAUAUAUUUCUCCUCAUAGGGUGCGCGAUUCCUCUCUGGUUAUCGCUGGCUGCGACACCGCGUACUGGUGAGGACGCUUGGAGUGGAUGGGAUACACCUGUCCGCGAACUCUCCAUGGUCAGUGGCGUUGUUUGUGUUGGAAUGGGUGAUGCUGCAGCCAGUCUGAUUGGCAGGCGUUAUGGAAAGACAAAAUGGUAUUGGGCUGGUGGAAAGAGUCUCGAAGGCAGCCUUGCCUUUGCUGUUGCCGUUGUUUGUGGUCUAGCGACAGCCUGGACGUGGCUCAGACUGGGAGGCUGGGCACUUUGGUCGAGUGGGCCUUUUUCACUUACAUUUGCAAAAUUUGCCGUCGCAGGACUUGGAGCGAGCCUGCUAGAGAGCACUCUGACUGCGGCAAACGACAAUGUGGUUGUACCCGUAGGAUUGUGGCUGUUAGUCAGAGGGUUGAAGAUAUAG
Molecule: messenger RNA, 2685 nt
Organism: Exophiala spinifera
Lineage: Eukaryota; Fungi; Ascomycota; Eurotiomycetes; Chaetothyriales; Herpotrichiellaceae
Exons: 1
Coding region: 1-2685 (894 amino acids)
Biological process (GO): dolichyl monophosphate biosynthetic process
Cellular component (GO): endoplasmic reticulum membrane
Molecular function (GO): dolichol kinase activity
Source: RefSeq, a predicted model, not a curated record